This is a messenger RNA of Tribolium castaneum (red flour beetle), 2922 nucleotides long. RefSeq lists its product as uncharacterized. The coding region runs from base 149 to 2251 and encodes 700 amino acids. Lineage: Eukaryota; Metazoa; Arthropoda; Insecta; Coleoptera; Tenebrionidae. The transcript has 7 exons. The record is from RefSeq and is a predicted model, not a curated record.
GCGUCUGCGGUCAGUAGCACACCAACUUCCAGCGAGCCCGGAGUCGAGCCCGGAUUUUGACUCUUGCCUUGGCGCGAAUUUGCCCGGAUUUUUCCUAGCGUGUGUGCGCUUCUUCUUUUUCUUUUGUGCUCUGUGACGGUGCUGUGCCAUGAGAGGUGCCGAGUGGUGCCUGCUCUUGGUGAGUGUGGCGGCGUGUGCGGGGGUGUCCUCGCGGCUGCCGAGGACCAGUGCGGGACAGUUGGCGGCGGCCGCCGCCGCACAGAACAAGACGGCGGCGCAGCUGAGGGGCAGGACGCUGCACACCACCAUCGGGCCGCCCCCGGGACGGGGGGCCUCUAGUCGAGUUAGAGAGCAAUACCUCUUCAACGUAUUCGAAGCCAUAAUCUCAACCCUCGAAUCCAAACUCCAGCGGAUCGAAAACUUGGACAAAGCCGUCGAGCAUUUGAUGCGAAGGGUGGAAGGUUUGGACAAUCGUGUUAACAACAACAUUGACAAAACUGAAUCAGUGAUCGCAAAACUGUCGCUCCUUGACUCCAAACUGUUCAAUUUCGAUUCGAAAAAACCAGAUGGGUCAAAUGAUGGCAACGUGGGUCGACGAUUGGUCGCCCUUGACCAGAAAGUGAGUGACAUUGACAAUAAACUGAACGUUUUGAAGAGCCAGCUCGACAACAACUUGCUCCAAGGCGAAGACAUCAAUGCUGAAGCAAGCGAGAAGAAACCAGUGAGCAUGAACGUGGUGGAAAUCACCAAGGCGUUGAACACGGAAGUGAUAAACCACGUGACCAAAGAGUUGGGCCAAUUGAGGGAAGCCACGGGAAGUGUUGACCGGAAACUGCAAUUUCAUAUCACUUUAGUCUCGGAGAAUUUGGGCAAAGUGUUGACUAUGAUGACUGAUAUUCACCACGCCAUAGUUGAUGAUAUUACAAGUCAUUAUAAUAGAACCACAACUCCGGCCCCGGAACCCAAAAACAACAAAAUCGACGCUUUGGUGCAACAAAUCCGCCCGAUUAUCUCCGUGUCGGAGAAAAUGGACGAGGUUUGGGACGUUGUUGUUGGGACUAAAUCGUCGGUUGACGAUUUGGUGCCGAAAUCUGACGAACUGCUGACGCAGACGCAGCGACAGGAGCGAGCGAUCGGCGAAAUCCACAACGAUUUGAGGACUAAGACCAAUAAAAUUAUCGCGAAUUUGGAUAAGGUUGAGAAGAGGUUGAAGAAGCAGGAGGAUGAUGUGGCCACGUUGGCCCAGAGACCUGUCCCAGCUGAGUUGUUAUUGGAUCCGACUAUUGAUCGUUUGGUUGAGUAUGAUCCCAGUCGGUAUGUUGAUGAGUAUUCAACUGAUACGACUCUUCCGGCGACUUUCACCACUUUGCCGCCCCCGACUACCGCCACUCAAGCGUCAACGUUGAAUCAGAGUAGUACAACUCCGGUGAGUUCUUCAACUCAGGCCACAACAGAGAAAAGGGCGGAGAAGAGGAAAAGUGGCUUGAUUUUCCCGAGUGUGAAAAAUAAGCCUUCGCCGGCGAAUACCACGUUUGCGACCGAAGUUUUGGCCAAUGUCAAGGAUGUUAAGGGGUAUUCUUGCGUGGACCUGCUGAACGCUGGAAUGCGUGAUUCCGGUGUUUACUACUUGCAAAUCCGGGGAACCACCUACUGGUUCUUGAAGGUGUAUUGCGAGCAAGAAAUCGCCGAUGGUGGAUGGACGGUGAUCCAGCGCAGAGACGACUUCGGCGACCCUCGAGAGAACUUCAACAGGGACUGGAACGACUACAAGAACGGCUUCGGCGACCCGGCCAAGGAGUUCUGGCUCGGCAACGAAAACAUCUACAUGCUGACCAACAACGAGGAGUACAUCCUGCGCGUGGAGCUCGAGGACUUUGAAGGAAAUAAAAGAUUUGCCCAAUACUCGCACUUCAAGAUAUUCUCAGAAGGGGAAUAUUACAAGUUGGAGAUCGAUGGUUACGAAGGCAAUGCUGGGGAUUCGCUGAACGAUCCGUGGUAUGGAAGCAACAACAGUCCGUUCUCAACAUACAACAGAGACAACGAUAGGUCGAGCCUCAACUGCGCCUCCAUGUUGAAGGGCGGCUGGUGGUGGAAGUCCUGUGGACGGGGCCUUAACGGCCUCUACCUCAACGAUCCGCAAGAUCUUACAGCACGGCAAGGUAUAGUCUGGUUCCGGUGGAGAGGCUGGGACUACACGCUGAAGAAGGCCAUGAUGAUGAUCAAACCGAAAGGACCAGUUACAACAACAUAAAAAGUGGAAGAAAACUAGCCAAUUUAUAAUCACCGGUCCAUUUAAUCAUAAAAUUCAUCAAUCAUAAAUCAAUAUUUAUUUCGACACAUCCGACACUUACCUAUUUUAAAUUACCUCAUAGUAUAGUAUACUGAAAAUGAUUUUUCACAGAAAUAUUGCCUAGAACGGUUCUAUCGACCAACGAAUUUUCCCCAGUUGUAUGUAAAUAUAAAUGAUAGAAUUGUUCCUAAUGUAGGUUAAGAUUGUACAUUUGCGCUCCCAUCUUAGUUUUGUAAGGAGGUGUAUUUGCAUGUAGUUACACUAAUACAUACACAGAGACGCACACACAUUUCCUGCACGAUUUUUGCAAAAACUAACAUUUACUAAUAGCGAGGCAAAAUGUGUUUAAAAUUUCCGCUGAUUAUAAAUUGGGAAAACACGAAAAUGUUGAGGAAAUUUAAGACUGUGUCGCUUAUCGGAGGAAAGUUUCGUCGAUAAGUUUGUAUUAAUGUAAGGUAUUUUGUUGUGAGGCUAAUGGGACAUGAAAUGCAAUGUUCGUAUUAGGCAGGUUAAAAUCAAAUCUUACCGUAGGUCUUGUACCUUAAGCGUUUUACAUGGUUGUUGUAAAUAUUCUAUUUCAGAGUUGUAUAAAUUAAAUAUAUUUUAAUAUAAUAAAUUAUGUUAAGUAUUAA